GUGACGCUGGUUGACGCUUGUUUGCACCUGUUUCCGCCUAGUCAGUUCGCCCGACUCAAGCCGCAAGCGCAUGCGCGCGCAUGACUAAUGUGAUCCUGCUCUCUACCCCCACACCCUGUGCCCACUAAUGACCCGAAAACAUGUCCCUCUUGUCAUGAAAUGACGUAUCAAAGACUUCUUACUCCUUAUCUGGAACAGCCUGGGAGUUGUUGUCCGUUAUAAGACCCAGGCCAAUUGCCCAAGAUCUUAGAUACAGGUUAUUGCAAUCUUCUGACGCCACUCUGAAAAGCUGACAGUAAUCAAAAAUGGGUUCCAAUGACAACUUCAAGCUCCGGGUCGCUUCCGCGUCUGGUUCCGUGACGGAUCGACGCCAUGCCUUUGCCGAAUUGGCCAAGAACGAAGAUGUCCAGUUCAUCGUGGGCGACUGGAUGUCAGAGUACAAUAUGACGACUAGAGCUGGAGGCAAGGUCACCAGCAAUGGUGCAUCCAGCGAGUUUGAGACUUCUUUCCUCGAAGCUCUUGAGCCUGCUUUGCCAUAUCUUCAAUCCAGGGGCAUCAAGGUCGCCGUCAAUGCCGGAGCAAGCGACACCCAGAAGCUGUACCAAGUCGUUGUUGACAAGGUGAAAGCAGCCGGGUUGAAUCUGCAAGUAGCUUGGGUGGGAGGAGACGAAGUCAUGGAUGCUGUACAGUCGGCCAUCAAACUCGGCCAAGACUUCAAGAGCCUGACUACUGGCCAAAAGCUUUCUGAUUGGGGCUUCGAACCAAUAUAUGCCCAAUGCUACCUCGGCUGCUGGGGUAUCGUCGAGGCCCUGAAGCAAGGCGCAGAUAUUGUCCUGUGUGGCCGUGUGGCCGAUGCCUCUCCCAUCAUAGGUUGUGCUGCCUACCACUAUGGCUGGGGCCGACAAGAUUAUGACCAGCUGGCUCAUGCAUUCGUGGCCGGCCAUUUCAUCGAAUGCUCGACUUAUGUUACGGGUGGCAACUUUUCCGGAUUCAAGAGCCUUCCGGGCAAGUCACUCGACCUAGGGUUCCCCAUUGUCGAGAUGGCGGCUAAUGGCCAGUUUUAUGUCACCAAGCAGAAGGACCGCGACGGAAUGGUCACCGUUGACACCUGCAAAGCCCAGCUGUUGUACGAGAUCCAGGGCCCAAUGUAUUACAACUCAGACGUGGUGGCCAUAUUGGAUAGCAUCAAGAUAGAACAAGCGGGCCAGGAUAAGGUCUUUGUCACCAACGUCGGAAGCCUCAAGCCGCCUCCAACGACCAAGGUUGGCAUCACGGCCAAAGGCGGGUUCCAAGCAGAAGCACACUACUUCUUGUGUGGACUCGACAUUGAGGAGAAAGCCAAGUUUUUGGAGCGUCAGGCCCGCGCAGGGCUCGACGAAACCAAGUAUCACUGCUUAGAGUUCCGCACGAAUGGGCGAUGCCCACCUAACCCCAAAAACCAGGACUCGGCUACUGUCGACCUUCGAAUCUUUGCCCAGGCAAAAGACGAAUCGGCUCUUUCCACCAGUCAGUUUUUCCGUCCAGUUUCGGACACCAUCAUGCAGAGCUACCCGGGAGCGACUUUUGCGGUAGAUGCUCGACAGGCUGUCCCCAAGCCGUACUACGAAUACUGGGUUACGAUUCUGCCGCAGAGCAGCGUGAAGCAUAUCUGCUACCUUCCGUCGAAAGGGUUGGAAAUCCCAAUCCCGGCGCCUACAGAUACGCAAGACUUUGUCUACGAACAAUCGACAUAUGAGACGUCAAAUCCCAUUGAUCUUUCGACGCUGGGAGCUACUACCGAGGCGCCACUAGGCUACGUAGUCCAUGCGAGAUCUGGCGACAAGGGUUCGGAUUGCAAUGUGGGCUUCUUCGUGCGCCACGCCGAUGAGUGGGAUUGGCUCCGGAGUCUGUUGACCGUGGAGAAGGUGCGCGAGUUGCUUGGCGAGGACGACAAAGGAAAGCCCAUAUUCCGCUUCGAAUUUCCAAACCUCUGGGCCGUUCACUUCCUUCUUAAAGAUCAUUUAGAUCGUGGCGUGGCGUCUAGUUCGACUUACGACGUGUUGGGGAAGAAUCUGGCAGAGUAUCUGCGAUGCAAGCUAGUACAAGUGCCAAACCGCUUUUUAGAACGGGGUAGAAUCUAGUAGACGCCCCUUGCACGCUUGAAUAGGACCAUAUCAAGGUCGGGCCAAUCGGGAGAGUGUACUCCGCGAUAGAAUUACCAAGUUGAUCAAAGAUACGCCCUCAAUGUUUUUC
Messenger RNA from Pseudomassariella vexata, 2232 nucleotides. RefSeq lists its product as uncharacterized. The record is from RefSeq and is a predicted model, not a curated record. The coding region runs from base 306 to 2120 and encodes 604 amino acids. Lineage: Eukaryota; Fungi; Ascomycota; Sordariomycetes; Amphisphaeriales; Pseudomassariaceae. The transcript is spliced from 4 exons.